AUGCUGCGGUUCCUGCGCAGGACCUUUGGCCGGCGGUCGAUGCAGCGCUACGGGCGAGGACCAGGGCGCGGAGCCGGGCGAGGUGGGCUCAGCGAGGAGGGGGACGAGCGGGACGGGGGGCUGCGAGGAGCCGCCGCCGCUGCCGUCGGCUCGGGAGGCUUCCCCUCAUCGCCGCACCCCGGAGGGGUUGUACACAGUGCCGGAGCCCCUGUCCACAUCCCGGCGGCCGGCGGCAGUAAGCCGGUGCUGCAGUGCCGCGUCCUUCUCCUGGACGGGACCGAAGUCAGCGUGGAGCUGCCGAAAAAUGCAAAGGGACAGGAAUUGUUUGACCAGAUUGUAUAUCAUUUGGACCUUGUGGAAACUGAUUACUUUGGCCUACAAUUCAUGGAUGCUUCCCAGGUUACACACUGGUUAGACCAUUCAAAAUUCAUUAAGAAGCAAAUAAAAAUUGGACCUCCAUACACGCUGCAUUUUCGAAUUAAGUACUAUUCAUCAGAACCGAACAACCUUCAUGAGGAGUUUACAAGAUACCUGUUUGUAUUACAACUCCGGCAAGACAUUCUUUCAGGGAAACUGAAAUGCCCCUAUGAAACUGCGGUUGAGCUAGCAGCUCUGUGUCUUCAAGCUGAACUGGGAGAGUGUGAGCAUCCAGAGCACACACCAGAACUCGUGUCUGAAUUCAGGUUUGCACCAAACCAGACUGAAGCAAUGGAAUUUGACAUUUUUCAGAAAUGGAAAGAGUGCAGGGGAAAGAGCCCUGCGCAGGCUGAGCUGUGUUAUUUGAACAAAGCCAAAUGGCUAGAAAUGUACGGUGUAGAUAUGCAUGUAGUUAAGGGAAGAGAUGGUUGUGAAUAUGCCCUUGGACUGACGCCAACAGGCAUAUUGAUCUUCGAAGGAGCCAAUAAAAUAGGCUUAUUCUUUUGGCCUAAAAUCACAAAAAUGGACUUUAAAAAAAGCAAACUAACGCUUGUGGUUGUAGAAGAUGAUGAACAGGGCAGAGAGCAAGAGCACACAUUUGUUUUCCGGUUAGACAGUGCCAAAACGUGCAAACACCUGUGGAAGUGUGCAGUGGAGCACCACGCUUUCUUCAGAUUGCGAGCCCCAGCAAAUAGCAAAUCUAAUAGAUCCGACUUCAUAAGGCUGGGAUCACGCUUCAGAUUCAGUGGGAGGACAGAGUAUCAAGCAACACAUGGGACAAGAUUACGGAGAACUAGUACAUUUGAAAGAAGGCCCAGUAAGCGAUACCCUUCUCGAAGGCAUUCAACUUACAAAGCAAACAAUCCUGUGAAAGCUGCACAACUGUGUGCUAAAAAUACUCCUGAAGUCCAUAACUACCAGCCCCAAUAUCAUCCCAAUAUACAUCCUGCUCAGCCACACUGGCAUCCACAUACACCUGUGAAUGUAAGGCCACCCUAUCACGAUGACAGGCCAUAUUGGAAACCCCCCACAAGUGGAGAGGACAGCAAUUUACAAUAUAUCCAGGAACAGAACCAGAAGAAUUUAGGAGGAGUCCAAAGCAUGAUGUACCACGAUAAACUCAUGACGACCCUCUGAAAAGCAGCCAUCUUCAUUUCACCUGCCAUCCUAGACUGUCAUUGCAUUCCAUGGUCUUUGUCUGUCUGCAGUAUGUUCAAAGUGCAUUGUGCAUAAAGCGUGUGUGGUGUCUUUUGUAUGUACAUCCAUCCUUGUUUAGUGUUCAUGGACAUUCUUGGAAAAAGUCUUUUCCAUAUCUUUGUAAAAAAUCUUGAAAAAACUUUUGUGAAAGCUGGUAAGAAUUUUCAGUGCCCCAACGCCAGAAGUUUUUCUGGGGAUUUACAUUCUACCAUACUUUCAAGUCUGUGACUCUGCCUGAUGUUGAAGAUCAUCCAUUUGUGCCUUAUUUUUAUUAUCUUGUUUCUUUUGAGUCAAAUUAAUAGGUGAAGUUUGAGAAACUUAGGGUUUUUUAGUUGACAUGCAAAUAGGACAUUAGAGGGAGGGAAAAAACAGAAUUCACACUGGCAAUCAAAGGGGCUUAUAGACCACCAACAAAGGGAGCUUGCUGAGGUAGUCAUAGGUCUGAGUGUCAUUUGGUUUUAAUUUUUGUGUUCUGCAGCAAAAAUAGAGGUGCUUGCCUAACUUUGAAAACAAGUAUAGGGGUAGAAUAUUAUGAUGAACUUCACAGAGUAUGUGUAUUCCUUUUUUUGUUUUGACUUGCUGAUUAUAUUGAGAGCAUUCCCCAAAACCAUACCUGCUGCUAUAAAGGCAAGAAUGUUAAAAACAAAUCCUUGCUAUAAAAGGGUGCUGCUGUCUUCUUAUUUUUAAUGUGAUCAUGGAAGUGAACUAUACAAUCACAUAAAACUACCUGCUGAUACCUUUUCUCUGAGUGGGUUCAAAAACACAGCUCGUAAUCGGUACACUACAAUAUGAGGACAAUCCAGUGAAAUAGCUCUAUUUUUUUAAAGUUAAAUGUUUGCAAAGUUGAAUAUAUUUUAAAAACCUUAGUCUUUAAAUAGGCUUGGCUGGUAUUUUGAUCGCUUGACGAUUAUUUUUUAAAACAAAACAAACUGGAAAUGAUAGUGCCAUCUUCACUCUGCGUUUGUUUUAAUUAGGCCUCACAUCUGCGGUCUCUCUGAAGUUGUUGGAAUGAAUGCAUCUUCAUAUUUUAAAAAUGAAGUAGUUUUAACUUGAUUUCAA
Molecule: messenger RNA, 2673 nt
Organism: Colius striatus (speckled mousebird)
Lineage: Eukaryota; Metazoa; Chordata; Aves; Coliiformes; Coliidae
Gene: EPB41L4B
Product: erythrocyte membrane protein band 4.1 like 4B
Exons: 16
Coding region: 1-1554 (517 amino acids)
Cellular component (GO): cytoskeleton
Molecular function (GO): cytoskeletal protein binding
Source: RefSeq, a predicted model, not a curated record